Plectropomus leopardus (leopard coralgrouper) is the source of this 528-nucleotide messenger RNA. Lineage: Eukaryota; Metazoa; Chordata; Actinopteri; Perciformes; Serranidae. The record is from RefSeq and is a predicted model, not a curated record.
UUUCCAUUCCUUAGCUUGUGUGUCCUUGCUAAGUUCGAGAUGGGGUACUGGGACUCACCAGAGGGCACAGACUGUGUCCAAAAGACAUGGAUUACUACCAAAGUAGCCACAGCGUUGGGCCUGGUUGGGUCAGCCUAUCACAUAGUGGCGUUCCAGCCUGACUCUGCAUUGGUGGCGAUACAGAGGGCCACCAACGCCACUGUUACCAUGGCCUCCGUGGGAGCCAUUUUCGGCAUGGCGACUUGUCUCAGUGCUCAGGCUCGUGAGGCCCCAGAUGACCCAUUGAAUUACUUCAUCGGGGGCUGUGCCUCUGGGAUCUUCCUGGGAGCCAAAACCCACAGUGCUAUAACCGGCACAUCAGCGUGUCUGGGUCUGGGUACGCUGGCCUUCUUCACAAAAAUCGGCAAGAAGGAGGGAUGGAGGCUCGCUGGAGCCCCCAAACUAUGAGGAGAAACAGAGUUCAGUUGACUGUAAAUUUAACUGUUUGUUGUAAAAAUACUUCAUGUAAUAAACUUCUUGUGAAAAUGA